Molecule: messenger RNA, 952 nt
Organism: Pteronotus mesoamericanus
Lineage: Eukaryota; Metazoa; Chordata; Mammalia; Chiroptera; Mormoopidae
Gene: RASL12
Product: RAS like family 12
Exons: 5
Coding region: 11-811 (266 amino acids)
Molecular function (GO): GTPase activity; GTP binding
Source: RefSeq, a predicted model, not a curated record
CAGCGUCGCCAUGUCCUCGGUGUUCGGGAAACCCCGCGCGGGCAGCGGGCAGCAGAGCGCGCCCUUCGAAGUCAAUUUGGCCAUCCUAGGGCGCCGCGGAUCGGGCAAGUCGGCCCUGACCGUGAAGUUUCUCACCAGAAGGUUUAUCAGUGAAUAUGAUCCCAACUUGGAGGACACCUACAGCUCGGAGGAGACUGUGGACCACCAGCCUGUCCACCUGAGGGUCAUGGACACUGCAGACUUGGACACCCCCAGGAACUGUGAGCGCUAUUUGAACUGGGCCCAUGCCUUCCUGGUGGUAUACAGCGUUGACAGCCGCCAGAGCUUCGAGGGCAGCAGCAACUACCUGGAGCUGCUCGCUUUGCAUGCGAAGGAGACGCAGCGCAGCUACCCAAUUCUGCUGCUGGGCAACAAGCUGGACAUGGCCCAGUACAGGCAGGUCACCGAGGCAGAGGGCGCAGCCUUGGCCGGCAGGUUCGGGUGCCUGUUUUUCGAGGUCUCUGCCUGCCUAGACUUUGAGCAUGUGCAGCACGUCUUCCAUGAGGCAGUGCGGGAGGCACGGCGGGAGCUGGAGAAGAACUCCCUGGCGCGGCCCCUGUUCAUUUCCGAGGAGAGGGCCCUGCCCCACCAGGCGCCGCUCACUGCCCGUCACGGGCUGGCCAGCUGCACCUUCAACACGCUUUCCACAGUCAGCCUGAAGGAGAUGCCUGCCGUAGCCCAGGCCAAGCUGGUCACCGUGAAGUCAUCCCGGGCCCAGAGCAAGCGCAAGGCACCCACCCUGACGCUACUGAAGGGCUUCAAGAUCUUCUGAGGAGCCCCCUGAGGAUCCUAGGCUCAAAGGCUGGACAGGGAUGCAGGACGGUGGCUGAUUUCUGGCCACCGGCUUUCCCUCUGAUGGAACAAUGGCCCCCGCCCUCUGGUGGACAGCCGACCCCUGCUCCAGCACCAAGCA